This is a messenger RNA of Rhinopithecus roxellana (golden snub-nosed monkey), 2373 nucleotides long. It is a transcript of the gene WDR4, whose product is annotated as WD repeat domain 4. Gene Ontology annotation, biological process: RNA (guanine-N7)-methylation. The record is from RefSeq and is a predicted model, not a curated record. Gene Ontology annotation, cellular component: nucleus; cytosol; tRNA methyltransferase complex. The coding region runs from base 299 to 1537 and encodes 412 amino acids. NCBI's taxonomy places the organism in Eukaryota, Metazoa, Chordata, Mammalia, Primates, Cercopithecidae. The transcript is spliced from 11 exons. Gene Ontology annotation, molecular function: protein binding; tRNA (guanine(46)-N7)-methyltransferase activity.
GUCUAGAGGAAAGGACGAACAUUAGGCAAGCACUUGGAAUCGUGCGAAGCGCACGCCAUCAGAUCACCUUGGUGAGUGAACCGCCAAGCCCGAAACACCGAAGGCCACGAAUCCCAACCGGGAGGACGACCACAGCGCCUGCCGCGCAUGGUCAAGGCAGGCUCGCCGGAACAUGCGCAGUAGGUAGUAGGUGAGGGAUACGUCAUCUGUCGGCGUCUGCGCCUGGCGUCACCGACCGGUGCUGACAGGAAGAGGCUCUGGGCGGGCACAUGUGUAUGGCGGCGAGCCGGGCGGGUACAUGGCGGGCUCUGUGGGACUGGCGUUGUGCGGGCAGACGCUGGUGGUGCGGGGCGGCAGCCGAUUCCUGGCCACCUCCACAGCAAGCAGUGAUGAUGACAGCCUCUUCAUCUAUGACUGCAGUGCUGCAGAAAAGAAGUCACAAGAAAAUAAAGGGGAGGACGCGCCCUUGGACCAGGGGAGCGGUGUGAUUCUGGCGUCCACCUUCUCCAAGUCUGGCAGCUAUUUUGCUUUAACCGAUGACAGUAAGCGUCUGAUUCUUUUCCGUACAAAACCAUGGCAAUGUCUGAGUGUCAGGACCGUGGCGAGGAGGUGUACAGCCCUGACCUUCAUAGCCUCUGAGGAGAAGGUCUUGGUGGCCGACAAGUCGGGAGAUGUCUACUCCUUUUCGGUGCUGGAGCCACACGGGUGUGGCCAUCUAGAGCUGGGGCACCUGUCCAUGCUGUUAGACGUGGCUGUGAGUCCUGAUGACCGCUUCAUCCUCACUGCCGACCGAGAUGAGAAGAUCCGAGUCAGCUGGGCCGCAGCGCCCCACAGCAUCGAGUCAUUCUGCUUGGGACACACAGAGUUUGUGAGCCGCAUCUCCGUGGUGCCCACUCAGCCCGGACUGCUUCUGUCCUCCUCGGGGGACAGCACCCUGAGGCUCUGGGAGUACAGGAGCGGCCGCCAGCUGCACUGCUGUCACCUGGCCAGUCUACAGGAGCUGGUGGACCCCCAGGCCCCCCAGAGGUUUGCUGCGUCCAGGAUUGCGUUCUGGUGCCAGGAGAACUGCGUGGCGCUUCUGUGCGACGGCACUCCUGUGGUCUACAUCUUCCAGCUGGACGCCCACAGACAGCAGCUGGUAUACAAGCAGCAGCUGGCGCUCCAGCACCAAGUGUGGGACGUGGCUUUCGAGGAGACUCAGGGCCUGUGGGUGCUCCAGGACUGCCAGGAAGCCCCCCUGGUGCUCUACAGGCCUGUGGGCGGCCAGUGGCAGUCUGUUCCUGAGAGCGCCGUGUUAAAGAAAAUCUCUGGUGUUCUUCGUGGGAACUGGGCCAUGCUGGAAGGCUCUGCCGGUGCGGACGCCAACUUCAGCAGUCUCUACAAGGCCACGUUCGACAACAUGACCUCCUACCUGAAGAAGAAAGAGGAGAGAGUGCAGCAGCAGCUGGAGAAGAAGCAGCGGCGCCGGAGUCCCCCGCCUGGGCCCAACGGGCAGGCCAAGAAGAUGAGGCCUGGGGAGGCGGCCUUGAGUUGCUGAUUGUGGCGGUCAGUGGUGCCUCUCACCUCAAAUUAGAAAAAGCUUUUUCACUUGUUCCCCUGCAUCCUGGCGUCUCCCUUCAAGAAGGAAAAGGUGAGGUCAGUUGUGACCAGCUCAGAGGAUGGGACUGUCCCCUGGGGCUCUAGAAAGAACAUUCUAUGUCACCAGCACAGGCUCUUGCUGGGUGCCUGUGCCCCCUUUCUGGUUGAAGGGAAGCCAGACCGGUGGAGUGGAAACUCUUGAAGCACUUCCUUUUCACGUUGGAGGCCGCGUGCGAGCCUGUGGUGGCGGCAGCUGUCUGUGUUUCUUCUGUUCUCAUCUGCCCUUCAUGUCUGCUGCAUCUUCCUCUAGGAGCAUCUGUGGGCUGAUGUUUCUGGCACGGUGGACUUUUUCAUGUUGUUCCCGCUGUCUCAGCGUCCAGGUGAUGCACUGCCCCACAGUAGCUGCUCGCCGCACAGGCUGUUGAAACGCAGCAUGAAUGCUUCAGCCCGCCCCAGCCCCAGCCCCAGCCCCAGCCAUACCCCUUGUGUUCAGGAGCUGCUCCUGGAGAGUGGCUCCCUUGUGGGAAGAGAGAAAUGUGUUUCGGAGUCGCAGGGAGCUCUGUCCGGCAUCGCUGGGGCAGACGGUGAACUUGUUUCAGGAAGUGUGAGCCCACGGGCCCGGCUGGCACCCGGUUUACUGGAAGGUGAUUGAGGAUGUCGUCGGGAUUAGAUUUGACCUUGGCACACACUGCAGAGCCGCAGGGAUGUUGCUGAAUUUCAGUCACCAAUCAGCAAGGAUGAACCUUCGCAACUUCCUAGGAAUGUUUAGCGGCAACAUAAUGUACCAAGCAAAAC